CGAUUACUCUCUAAACGACCUCGAUCGCGCCUCUCUCUCUCUCUCAUCGUUUUUCCUUCUCCUCCUCUUCACGGCCACCAGCCUCCGUCACUUUAGGCUUCGCCAGUCAACGGCCGGUCAAAACUCUGACGAAUUAGAUUGCAUUUAAAUUGCAUUGGGAGCAAAAAUGAAUGGUUCUUUCCCUUUUAUAUUGGGUCUCAUAUUGGAUACAUAACUUGGAUUUACACAUUGGAUUAGAUGGAUGCAAUGGUCGAGGUUGAUGGGUUGGCUCAUCCUGCAGUUGUAGAUGAUAGUGAUGUUGACCCUCAUGAAGGUGAACUUAACACUGUUGAAGAUUCUGUUCUUCAUGAUGAAGACGGAAUGAUCGAACCAUAUGUAGGCAUGGAAUUUGAAUCCGAAGGCGACGCAAAGACCUUCUACGAUGAAUAUGCUCGACGCUUUGGUUUUAGUUCAAAACUUGGCCAACUUAGUCGUUCUAAAUCUGAUGGAACCAUAGUUGCUAGAGAAUUUGUAUGUGGUAGAGAGUGUUCAAAAAGAAAAUCUGCUGAUAGUUGUGAUGCAAUGCUUAGGAUAGAGUUGAAAGAUCAGGAUAAAUGGGUUGUCACAAAGUUUGUGAAGGAGCAUAGUCAUUCUACUGUCAAUUCUAGUAAGAUGCAUUAUCUAAGGCCACGCAGGCAUUUUGCUGGUGCUGCAAAGACCAUGACUGAAGCUUAUACUGGUUCAGCAGGUGUUCCCAGUGGUGUCAUGUCUGUAUUAAUGGAUGACGACCGUGUACCUGCAGAGAAAAAUCGUGGAGGUAGAACUACAUCUCAAGCAGAAGCAAAUCGGUCGCUUAAUAAUCCUUCAACUAUGAAUUAUGCCAUUAGGAAUGCUGGCCGAAAGAGGACACUGGGGAGGGAUGCUCAGAAUAUGCUGGAAUAUUUUAAGAAAAUGCAGUCUGAGAAUCCUGGAUUUUUUUAUGCAAUUCAACUUGAUGAAGAUAAUCGUAUGGCUAAUGUAUUUUGGGCGGAUGCAAGGUCUCGAGCAGCUUACAGUCAUUUUGGUGAUGCAGUUACAUUGGACACAAUGUACAGAGUUAACCAAUUCAGAGUUCCCUUUGCUCCAUUCACUGGAGUGAACCAUCAUGGUCAGACAAUUUUGUUUGGAUGUGCUUUACUUCUUGAUGAAUCUGAGGCUUCUUUUGUUUGGUUGUUCAAAACAUUUCUAACAGCAAUGAAUGAUCAUCAGCCUGUUUCAAUUACCACUGAUCAAGACAGAGCCAUACAUGUAGCUGUUGCUCAAGUGUUUCCAGAAGCCCGACACUGCAUUAGCAGAUGGCAUGUCUUAAGAGAAGGUCAGCAAAAGUUAGCUCAUGUAUGUCUCACACAUCCGAAUUUUCAAGUUGAACUUUACAAUUGUAUCAACUUGACUGAAACUAUUGAGGAAUUUGAGUCAGCUUGGAAUUGUAUCAUUGAAAAAUAUAAUUUAGGAAGAAAUGAUUGGCUCCUAUCAUUAUAUAAUGCACGCGCUCAGUGGGUUCCUGUGUAUGUCCGUGAUUCAUUUUUUGCUGUUAUAUCUCCCAAUCAAGGAUAUGAUAAUUCCUUUUUUGAUGGAUAUGUGAAUCAGCAGACCACAUUACCAUUGUUCUUUAGACAGUAUGAAAGAGCUUUAGAAAAUUGGUUUGAAAAGGAAAUAGAAGCAGACUUUGAUACCAUGUGCACUACACCUGUAUUGAGGACACCGUCUCCUAUGGAGAAACAGGCAGCAAAUCUUUAUACGAGGAAAAUUUUUGCAAAAUUUCAAGAGGAGCUUGUUGAAACUUUUGUCUAUACUGCAAAUCGAAUUGAAGGUGAUGCAACGCUUACCACUUUUAGGGUUGCUAAAUUUGAGGAUGAUCAGAAGGCAUAUGUUGUUACGUUGAAUUAUCCAGAUAUAAGAGCUAAUUGUAGUUGUCAAAUGUUCGAGUAUUCAGGCAUUCUUUGCAGACAUGUAUUGACCGUCUUCACAGUAACUAAUGUACUUACAUUACCAUCUCAUUACAUCUUGAAAAGAUGGACAAGGAAUGCAAGGAGUGGACUUGGAUCAGAUGAGCGUGCUAUUGAGUUACAUGGCCAGGAGUCUUUAUCGUCAAGGUUUAAUAAUUUAUGCCGAGAAGCAAUCAGGUAUGCAGAGGAAGGGGCAACUGCUCCAGAAACUUAUAAUGUCGCCAUAACUGCACUUAAAGAAGCUGGGAAAAAAGUAGCCAUUGUAAAGAAGAACGUAGCAAAAGUUACACCUCCUAGCUCUCAGGUUAGUGGGGCUGGCUAUGAUGAGAGGAAGACCUCAGCUUCAGCGUCAGAUGCAACUCCACUGUUGUGGCCUCGUCAAGAUGAAGUUAUGAGACGAUUUAAUCUUAAUGACGCAGGUCCUCCUAUCCAAUCCAUUGCUGAUUUGAAUUACCCACAUAUAGCUCCUGUGUCCCUUCACAGAGAUGAUAAUCCUCCUGACCACAUGGCUGUUCUGCCUUAUCUGAAAUCAAUGACUUGGGUGAUGGAGAAUAAAAAUUCAACCACAGGAAAUAGAGUUGCUGUUAUCAACCUGAAGCUACAAGACUACAGUAGGACUCCGUCUGCAGAAUCGGAAGUUAAGUUUCAACUCUCAAGGGUCUCUCUGGAACCAAUGUUGAGGUCUAUGGCAUACAUCAGUGAACAGCUCUCAACACCAGCUAACAAAGUUGCUGUCAUCAACUUGAAGCUUCAAGAUACCGAGACAACUUCUGGAGAGUCUGAGGUUAAGUUUCAGGUCUCUAGAGAUACAUUGGGUGCAAUGUUAAGGUCAAUGGCCUACAUUCGUGAGCAGCUUUCAAAUGCUGCUGAGUCAGAACCUCUUGCAAAAAAGCAACGGAAGUAAGAACCUCAUAGACACAGCUGCACAUCUUACAUCCUAUAUUUCUGAAACAUCCCAAUGGCGAUAGCUAAAAUGCUUGCUAAAUCUGUGAAGAUUUAAGAAUGAUUUACACCCCCCCUCCCCCCCAACAACCCCUUUUAGUCUAGGCUAGCCACAUUUCCCUCUGUAGAUGUACAUGUAACACUAGAUUCAAGCAUCCAAUGGUCCUAAGAGUCAUCUUGUUGGGGCAGUGAGGGACCAUAUUUUAUGAUGCCCUCUAGCAAUAGAAUAGCUCCAUUAGUUAGCUUGGUUUCUUCUCAAUUCAUGAUAAUUCUUAGAGAUUGCUGGCGACCUCCGAUAUUGGUUUCUGCCGAAAGGACUGUUGUUUUUCCAUUUUUAUUGAAGCUUGUUGACUUCUCACUGCCCUGCCCUCGGUGCAACUGAGUCGGAGCUUUCAGCUUGCUUGCUUUCUGCCGAGGAAGGAUAGAAAUGGAGAUCGUCGCAAUCUGAAUCCAAAGAAGCUGAUACUCACUUGAGUCGCUAACAAAGGUCCCCCCCCUGUUUUUUUACUUCUGCAAAGAGGGUCCAGCGUGUAUUGUACAUAAGGGUCAACUGAUAUGUCUGCUCAAAUGUGAUAAUAAGACAUCAAUUUCUGUGUUAUUAAUGUGUUUUAUUUCUUUGUUGGGGUAAUGGCUUUUGGUUCAGACUGAUUUUCUCUCACUCAUCAGGACAUGGUCUGAUGUUGAUACAAGUAAAUUGUAGAUGAAUAAUCGUUGUAACU
Messenger RNA from Benincasa hispida (wax gourd), 3625 nucleotides. It is a transcript of the gene FRS3, whose product is annotated as FAR1-related sequence 3. Gene Ontology annotation, molecular function: zinc ion binding. Lineage: Eukaryota; Viridiplantae; Streptophyta; Magnoliopsida; Cucurbitales; Cucurbitaceae. The record is from RefSeq and is a predicted model, not a curated record. Gene Ontology annotation, biological process: regulation of DNA-templated transcription.